AUGAAGGGCUUGACCCAAUUCAUUAUAGACAUCCGAAACUCCCAGGAUUUCGAACAGGAGAAGAAGCGAAUAAACCUUGAAAUCAAUAAUAUUCGUACCAAAUUCUCCUCCAACUUGAGCACUUAUCAACGGAAGAAGUACAUCUGUAAGUUGAUGUACAUAUAUUUGCUGGGCUACGAUGACUUAGUCGAUUUGGGUGUAAAAGAGAGUCUCUCGCUAAUCAGCGCCAAAACCAUCCAGGAGAAGUCCUUAGGAUACCUUACAUUAUCUAUCAUAUUUACCAGUCAUAGUGACACGGCCCAUACGGGAUUCAAGGGAACAAAUACGUACUUUGAAGAACUUUUGGGUUCGGUGUACCUGCAACUUUCACACGAUUUGAAGAUUGACAAUGAGAUAUUCAACGCGUUAGCACUUCAGUUUAUUGCUAAUAACUUCAAUUUGCCGGGCUACCAGCUACCGGAAACCAGUGUGGUGAUCAGUAAAUUUCUUGAAUUAGCCAACCAGGUCUACUCGUUUGCAAUUAGCCCGAUGUCUGCGUUGCUUUUGAAGAAGAAGUCUCUUGUAUGCUUGAAGAUGCUUAUCCAAUUAUAUCCCAAUCUUUUGGUCGUCAACGACAACUGGAUCCCCCGGUUGUUCUCCUUGGUGGACUACAACAACGACUUGUCGAUUAUUUUGAACGGAUUGCCGGUGGCAGAAUUGGUGGUUGGGAUGAAACCCACUCAGGUGAAGAAUUUAGUGGCUUCUCUCACAAAUAACCUUGAAGAGUUGGUGAUCAAUGCAAACUGCGAUGAGUCAUACUUCUACUAUGGAAUCCCGGCCCCAUGGGUUACUAUACGGUUGCUUCAAUUGCUUGAAACAUGCUUUCUCAUGGAUUCGUCUUUGGUAAUUAACUUAAACCCAAAGGAUCUCAAGACGUUGAAACAGGUGAUUUCCACUUCAAUUAACCAGCUGACCAAGUCCAUUAACGCCUUGUCCAAUAAGAAUAUCCAGAGCUCCAUUCUUUUUCAGUCGGUGGGGUUGGCCAUAUUCUUGAAUGCUUCUAGUGAGUCGAUUUUGGGGGCUAUAAACGCUUUGUUGCACCUCUUGAAGUCUACCGAUACAAACACAAGGUACUUAGCUCUAGACGUGUUGAUCAAGCUUAUAAGUAGAUCUUCAGACGAGAAGUUGACCCAGUCAUACAAUGGGUUGAUCUUUGACCGGAUGGGAGUGGCUGAGCAUCUACUCAAUGAUAAGGACAUUGGUAUCAAGAGAAAAACUUUGGACUUAUUCUACAUCAUCACGAAUGACCUGAACUACCAGGUUAUAAUCAACAAAUUGCUUGACUAUUUUCCGAUGUUGGAUUAUCAAUUGAAAUCGGAGUUGUCAAUCAAGAUAGCCAUCUUGGCUGAGAAGUUCGCAAAAGACUCGACCUGGUACGUUAACAUUAUGAUAAGGUUGUUGUCGAUUCCGGGGUCUUCUGCCAAUUCAGAGUUCCUCAACAACGAGAUUUGGGAGAGGAUUAUUCAGAUUAUCGUAAAUAACGAUGAGCUUCAUGUCAAAACCUGCAAGUUGUUAAUGGGUAAGUUGAUCAGAAGUGAUCAAUUGAGCGAAAAUUUGGUGAAAAUGUCAGCGUUUUUGAUUGGUGAAUAUGGGUCGUUAAUUAAGAAUGAAUUCCCUCCUCAGAUUCAGUUCCAAGCUCUCUACAAGAUCUACGUCACUGCUGGUUUGGUAUCGAGAUCCAUGAUACUCUCCACCUUUAUCAAGUUCUGCAACUGCUAUCCGGAUGAAGAUUUCAUUCCAAAUAUCAUUGAUUUAUUUGAAAUCGAGAAGGACUCGAUUGAUAUUGAAAUCCAGUCCAGAGCCAAUGAAUAUUUGAACAUGUUUACCAUGAACUCCAAGGGUCUUUUAUCGAAUAUUAUCAGGCCUCUUCCUCCAUUUGAAACCAAGAAAAACCACCUUUUGUCAAGAAUUGGGACUCUUAACCACAUAGUAGGGACCGACAAAUCGAGUUUCAUGGUGAAUGCAGCUAAAAUCCAAAAGAAGACGACUAAUGGAAAUGGAAACGGCAACGGUAGCUUGAUCGAUUUGGGUGGACCGGAAGCUGAUUUUGAGAAUCCAUUUCAGGAAGAGAAAUUGGUGUUGUCUCCAAAUUGGUAUAAUGGUUACCACCGAAUGCUUCACUUCGAUGCAGGUAUCUUUUAUGAAAGCCAGUUGGCGAGAAUUACUUAUAAAGUUGACCGUAUUGAUGACUUCAAGUUGUUGUACAAGCUUCAAGUCAUCAAUAACUCCUACAAAUCGACUCUGAAUCAACUCACGAGUUUCAAGAUUUUGGAAUUGAAGAGUAAUGCGAAUACAGUCGACCCCAGCUACAUCAUGAAUCUUACCAAAACACCCGACCAGAUCAUCUUGGACAAGUCCCUGAUCGAAAUAGAAGUCAAGGUUCGUGGGGUUGUGGACGUGGAACAAUCGCCGGUUCUAUCUAUAAGUUUUAGUUGUGGAGGAUCGUUCAACCAAUUGAAUUUGAAAUUCCCCGUGAACGUAUUGAAGACCCUCACUCCCACGACGUUACUUGUGGAGGAAUUCAAGACCAGAUGGCUUCAAAUUAACCAAUUACUUCCCAAUAACAAGGGAGAAUUUACCAUCCGUCCCAACACUGCGUACAAAUACACUGCUUCCAACAUUGUCAGACUUGUGCAGCGACUCAGGUUCUCAAUUGUAUUCAGCAGUAGUGAAGAUGAUCCGAACAAGGUGCUUGUUUUAGCUGCUGGUAUCCUCCACACCCAAACCAAUAAUUAUGGAGUAUUGCUUUCGAUCAAGAGUGUCGGUACCGAAGGGAAGCACUUUGAAAUUACUGCCAAAUGUACAGGAGAAGGGGUUGCAGAGAUCAUUGCGGUGGCGAUGGGGGAAAUAUUCCAAGGCAAAUUUUAACUUAUGGCAAUGAAUAUUUAAUGCACGGUUUACCUUAUGUGGUAAGUAAGUAUUGUUGACAUUGCCUAAUUACCUUUCCUGAAGUAGAAAUUCGAUUUAAUAAUCUUUCCUAUUUAGGCAUUUCUCACGCAGUGUAAUUUUUUCCACAUCCUCAGCUCUUAGUUUUGCAGCUAUAAACCUUGCUUCAAUAGGAAAUUUUGGCCCUGGAGGGGCCAUCUUCCCCAGACAAUAUAAGCACGCAUAUUCCAUUCUUCAAUACUCAGGCAAAAGUUUUCCACCGGUAUUUUCACUAAUGAAAGUCACACCAUUAUUGUUAAUAACUGCCCUAGCAUUAUGGCAACAGGCUCAAGCAGCUCCUGCUCCCGCACAGACCGUCUGGAGGACAGCAACCCAAGUGUUGAACCAAGACGGUAGCAUUUUCACCCUUUUGGAUGAGCUUUUUGGUGACGACGCUGCCACCACUGCAGCAACCACCACCGCAGCUACCACGGCAGCAGUCCAGGCCGCAGCUACCACCACCGCAGCUUCUAGUGGAUCCAGAUGGAGCGGUUUGCUCAGUAAGCUCCUUGGCUACUUUGACGACGACGAUACCACCACAGCCGCCGCCGCCGCCACCACCACCGCAGCCGUCACAUCUGUAGCCACGUCUGCGGCCACCACCGCAGCCACAAACGACGAUUUGUUCACCUGGUUCACCACUGCAAACAAGAAAACAUCGGCCGCCACCUCAACGUCCGCCAAUACCCUCGCCGCCUCCAGUGCUACGCCCACCACACUCUCGACCGCCACUAUCAAAACAGGUACUACUGUCGCAUCUGCCGAUGCGUCUAGCACCGAAGAAGUGUCAGGAUCGGAUAAAGAAUUCGCCGAGUCGAUUUUGGCGUCCCACAAUCAGUACCGUGCCGACCACAACGUUGCUGCCUUGACAUGGAAUAACGCUGCAUACCAGUACGCCCAAAAUAACGCCGAUAAUUACGAUUGUUCCGGUGUUUUGACCCACACGCACGGUCAAUACGGAGAAAACUUGGCGGCCGGCUUCAAAACGGGCUCGGCUGCGGUGGACGCCUGGUACGCCGAAGGACUGACGUAUGACUACUCUUCGGCCAAUACUUACGACCAUUUCACUCAGGUGGUUUGGAAGGGUUCUACUUCGGUGGGAUGUGCUUAUAAGGAUUGUAGUGCCGAAAACUGGGGACUUUAUGUGGUUUGUGAGUAUGAUCCUCCCGGUAAUGUGAUUGGGGAGAACUCUGAAAAUGUGCUUGCUGCUGACACCUGAUUUAUAAAAGUAAUGAUAAUAAACGUUGAGUUAGAGA
This is a messenger RNA of Yamadazyma tenuis ATCC 10573, 4220 nucleotides long. RefSeq lists its product as uncharacterized. NCBI's taxonomy places the organism in Eukaryota, Fungi, Ascomycota, Pichiomycetes, Serinales, Debaryomycetaceae. Gene Ontology annotation, molecular function: clathrin-cargo adaptor activity. Gene Ontology annotation, cellular component: membrane coat; AP-2 adaptor complex. Gene Ontology annotation, biological process: intracellular protein transport; clathrin-dependent endocytosis. The record is from RefSeq and is a predicted model, not a curated record.